AUGUCUUUGGCGUGUGUGAAGGGCCACAGUGGAGAUGAAGAUGCUCACAGUGCACUGAGUCGUAGCCUCACCUUGCCAACUCUGGACGGCGUCACUGGCGUGAUCGCCACCAACAUCCCGUCACUGGCAGGAGUCGCUGCUUCCAUUGGAGGCUCCGCCCCCUGGAACCCCUCCACACCCUCUGCUCCCCCCUCCUUAGACAGCAUAGCUAAUAGCAUUACCACCCACAUACCUGACUUAGCAGAAGCUGCUAGCACUGAGGCUAACCUUGCGUCAUUCAAUCCAAUGCCACCUGGUGCUAACACAGAUACUGCUGUGCUAAGCCCCGCCCCCUCCACCACACCUGCACCUGCUCCUAGCUUGGACAGCAUUUUUAACUCACUGGCUAACAUUCCCAGCUUUGCGGGGUUUGUUAGCAGUGUGGGUAACCCUGCUGUGAGCUUCUCUCCAUCAGCCCCACCCCUCCCAAAUACUAAACCCCACCCACCCUCGCUGACGGGAAGUGGAGCUGGAGAUGCUCGUACAGGUGCAAUGACAGAUGUUGGAGCGCUGUCACAGCUGGUGACAUCAGCUUUAGACCCGACUGCUGCAGUCACGCUGCCACCUGUAGAGGGUGCUGCAGGGUUAACAGGUGAAGGUCCUCAUAGCACCAGAGCAGAAAACCCGUCGGACACCACGUUGGCCUGCUGGACGACCCAAGAGGAAGCUGAAUCUGAGUCAUCCAAUGAGGAGGAAGAAUCAGGUGUUAGCCCCGCUCCUUCUACAGCUGAAGCAGAUCCUCGUUCUGCCCCGACGACCAACAAUGACAAAAUCUCGACUAAUACUUCCUUUCGUUUGAUACCUACUCGGCCGGCCCCGCCCCCUCCCAACACAGCAGGCCGAUCAGGAAAAUCUGUCAGACAGAAGACACCGAGGGCGGCCACCAUCCGAGUGUCAAGGAAGAAGGGCGCCAGCGGGAAACCUACUCCUCAGAGCCCUGUCGUCCGGGCAAGCUGGCUGGACGUCUGGAAAGGCUUCAGUAUCACCAACGUGAAGAAACUGGACAAAGGCAGAUUCUCUGUUUACUUCAGGAAGAAGCAUUAUGACUUCAUGGCUCAUAGUGAAGGUUCAGGACGGUUGGGUCACUUCUCUUCUCGCCACUCGAGGCAAUCCAAGCCCCACCCCCCAGAACUCCAUGGACAAAUCACCCUUAAGGACCCGCGGGGUCGUGCUUAUGCUGCCCUCUGGGGUCAUGACCUUUGGAUUUACCCUAACAAGGAGGGCUUCCAGCUGGGUGUGGCCUCGUAUACCGUCCCCCUGAAUGUGGCCUCGGUCAAAUCGACGGGGAAACACUCGUUUAGCCUCAUCACUCCAUACAAGACCUUCAACCUGUCUGUUGAUUCGUCCAAGGAUCUGUCCGUCUGGGUGGACAGGCUGUCUUCAAGUAUCCAGAGCGCUCUGUCCUGCUGUCAGGUGGCGCUGCGUCUCUGGGAACACCCGUACAACAAGGUGUGCGGGGACUGUGGUGCGGCCAAUCCGGAGUGGGCCUCGGUCAAUCUGCUGCUGGUCAUAUGUCAGCACUGUGCAGGUCACCAUCGAGGCCUGGGCAGCAACCUGUCGAAGGUGCGCAGUCUAAGGAUGGACAAUAAAAUCUGGACUGAACCAUUGAUACAGCUGUUCGUUACCUAUGGUAACCAGCUGGCAAAUCAGGUGUGGGCUCCAGCGGUGCCAGCGGCAGAGCAGCUCCGCCCAGAGUCCACAGAUGAGGAGAGGUCAAAGUUCAUAAAGGAUAAAUACAGCAGGGGGCGCUACAGACGAGUGCACGCUCUGGCCUCAUUUCCCUCCAUGAUGGAGCAGAGGCUGUAUCAGGUGGUCUGCACUGACGACGUGGAGGAAACGAUGUCUCUGAUCUGCUCCGGAGCAAAGGUGUCUUCAUCAGACCCACAGACCCCCUCCCUCAUCCUGCUGGCAGAGCGAGCCAAUCAGGCUCUGCAGACCGAGCUGCUGCGAGUCAACGAGUACACAGAAGUCCCGCCUCACCAGCCGCUGGCAGGUAGAAGGAGGUUGGACUCCGCCCCCUCAGGUGAGGAGAAGGAGGAGCUUCACGGGAAACUGGAGGAUGAUCGUUUUCUCUUCUCGCUAGAAAACGAAUCAGCAGCCUGCGACGUGCUCGACCUGCGAGAAGUCCUGUCUGUCUUCCUCAAAGACGGCCGAGCUCAUCAGUUUGAGAUCGUCACACUCACAGAUCAGCUGAUCUGUGCAGCUGACAGCAGGGAGGGGCUGUCGGACCACCUGGUCCAUAUUCUGAAGGUGAUUCUUCCAGGGGGCGUGUCUUAUGCUGAGGUGGGCGGAGCCUCCGCAGUCAGUAAAGUGUGUAUUGUAGAAUUGGGCAGAGCUUCCAAUCAUCCAGAGGCCUGGCUGCUGCUUUGGGAGGAUGGAGUCAGCAUUCACCCUGUCCACAGAGAAUCCCAUGAGUCUCUCACAAUUGAUCUGGGCAUGCUCAGUCACCACGAAAUGGAUCCAUCUGAAAACAUCGUCACCAUGGCAACUGCAGACAGGAGGGUGUCGUUGCGUUUCGAAGAGCAAUACAGCUGUCGGUCCUGGUUCACCCACCUUCAAAGAGCUCUAGCCAAUCAGAGCCCAGCCGUGCCACGUCCUCCUGCAGCCAAUCAGAGCCCAGCCGUGCCACGUCCCCUUGCAGCCAAUCAGAGCCCAGCCGUGCCACGUCCUCCUGCAGCCAAUCAGAGCCCAGCCGUGCCCCAUCCUCCUGCGGCCAAUCAGAGCUCAGUUUCUUGGUCUCUGUACCCGGUGAUGGAUGUGCAGCUGAGAGGUUCGGUACCGCCGGCCAUCGAGCGCUGCAUCUCCCACAUCACCACCUACGGUCUGAAGGUGGAGGGCGUGUACCGGCGCUGCGGUCUCGCUUCAAAGUCAGCCAGUGUGUCAGACGAGAAACGCAGGUUUAAGGAGUACAGACGGUUACUACGGCAACUUCCUGAUGACAACCGACCCCUGAAUGCCCUGUUUGGACACUUCUACAUGUAA
Messenger RNA from Maylandia zebra (zebra mbuna), 3021 nucleotides. NCBI's taxonomy places the organism in Eukaryota, Metazoa, Chordata, Actinopteri, Cichliformes, Cichlidae. The record is from RefSeq and is a predicted model, not a curated record.